UUUGUUCUGCAAAUUGGUUAAACAAACAAAAAAAAAUUAUUUUCAUAUAACUCCAGUCUAGUCCUUAAUUUACUUCUUGUUGAACUGCGGAGUUUGAAAGGGUUUCAGCUGGCUAGGACAUUCUCAGAUAAUCCUUCAGGUCAUGUCGUCUCCAAAAUUUAUUAAGGUUGAGGACAAUGGUCAUUUAUAUUCUAUAGACCAUUUUAACGUUCCUCGCCAUUAUGAGGAUUCAAUUGGCUCAAUUCUUAUUCCACAUGGACUAAUCGCUGAUAGAAUUGAACGCAUGGCUCGUGAUAUCCAUGAAGGAUUUGAAGGAGAAUCCAUGAUCCUGCUCUGUAUAUUAAAAGGUGGUUUUCGGUUCAGCCAAGACCUAAUGAAUUAUAUAGGUGCCAUAAACUGCAAUUCUGGAAAAUCGUUUCAAAUUGGUUUAGAUUUCUUAAGGUUAAAAAGUUAUACAAAUGAAGAAAGUGGAGAGUUAAAAAUUAUGGGAGUUGAUGCUUUGGAAUCACUCAAAGGAAAGAAUGUUUUAAUUGUUGAGGAUAUAGUUGAUACUGGCAAUACUAUGCAACAACUGCUGAAAACACUAGAUGUGUACCAACCGAAAUCAGUUAAAGUUGCUAGUUUACUUCUAAAGAGAAGACCAGAUAGUACAGGGUAUAUACCAGAUUAUGUUGGUUUUGAAAUUCCAAACAAGUUUGUUAUUGGCUAUGCUUUGGACUAUAAUGAAUAUUUUCGUGAUUUAAAUCAUAUUUGUGUAAUCAAUGAUUUUGGCAAGAAAAAGUAUGCAAUUUAAUGUGUAUUACCCAGAAUUCAAUAGUUGACAACAAAAUGAAAUCAAAAAAAAUGUUAUUAUUGCUCAAAGAAUUUGAGCUUUAGAUAUAAUAUAUUUUGUAUUAUUUUUUUUAAUACUAGAAGAAUAAAUUUUUAAUAUUUUGUA
Messenger RNA from Hydra vulgaris (swiftwater hydra), 937 nucleotides. RefSeq names its product hypoxanthine-guanine phosphoribosyltransferase. Gene Ontology annotation, molecular function: magnesium ion binding; hypoxanthine phosphoribosyltransferase activity. Lineage: Eukaryota; Metazoa; Cnidaria; Hydrozoa; Anthoathecata; Hydridae. Gene Ontology annotation, biological process: hypoxanthine metabolic process; guanine salvage; purine ribonucleoside salvage. The record is from RefSeq and is a predicted model, not a curated record. Gene Ontology annotation, cellular component: cytosol.